Molecule: messenger RNA, 930 nt
Organism: Centropristis striata (black sea bass)
Lineage: Eukaryota; Metazoa; Chordata; Actinopteri; Perciformes; Serranidae
Gene: c1h19orf53
Product: chromosome 1 C19orf53 homolog
Exons: 3
Coding region: 44-337 (97 amino acids)
Source: RefSeq, a predicted model, not a curated record
CGAAGAAGAAGAGCAUCGCUUUGUGUACUUCCGGUUAGCAAAAAUGGCUCAAGGUUCAAAGAAGUUUAAAGUUCAGCGGCCAGGAGCGGCGAAAAAACACCAACAGAACAAACAGAAAGGACCGAAGAAAGGAGGAAGGGCCAUUGCACCUAAGAAGGCUCAAGUGGUCGAGCAACAGAAGCUGAAGAAGGGUCUGGAGGUCGCCAUCAGGAACAAGAUUGAGCAGGAAGUGACCCAGAGGGCGAGCAAAUCCAUGCACAAGUCACUGAGUGUGGUUAAAGGGGCUGAAGGUAAAGGGAAGCCAGGAGCAGCCCGUCCAGGAACCAGCUCCAAAUAGGACCUGAACCAGAACCACAGCCCUGAGGCUGAGCCUGCUGACUGGAGGACUGAGUCAUGGCUCAGUGAAUUACACUGAUCCUAUGACUCAGUUUUAAGAUGCAGGCCAGCUGUCCUGUUGCUGUUCAGGCUAACUUCAAGCAUGUAGAAAUAGUCAGAGCCCUUCCUUUAUGGAUGCUUGUAUGUUUUUCAGUCUACAGUGAAACGUAUGAAAUAACAGAAGAGAUAUUUAAGAUCUGAUCUGUGUGACAUGGAGUUCCAUAAACCUCCACUAGGGGGCACCACAGGACUUUACUGACUGAGAGUUUCUAAUCUGCUUGUUUGUCCUUGUAAAAAUCCUUGAAAACAACAUAAGAAAUAAUGAUUUUAUGACAUUUGUGUCGUGUCAGCCUGAAACAGAUUUUGUAUCAUAUCUAUUUUAUGAUUGUACAGGAAAAAAAUGAUUAAUCACAGUAAAAAAUGUACAAAACUUACACCUGUCGUUGUCAAAAAUGCUUUGUAACUGUGUGUUACAACCAUCAGCACUGAUCAUGUCUGUAAAUAUUUUAAUUUUAAUGAUUGUAGAAUAACAAUAAUAGCUUCAGCUUCAUCAAG